Messenger RNA from Didymodactylos carnosus, 792 nucleotides. The record is from the annotation of a GenBank genome assembly. NCBI's taxonomy places the organism in Eukaryota, Metazoa, Rotifera, Eurotatoria, Philodinida, Philodinidae.
AUGGAAGGAACUGAUAGUGAAAAGCAAGUGGAUGAACGUGAUUUAACAUUAUCGUUAAGAAAACUUGACUUGAUCAAAGAAUUACGAAACAAACAAGAUCAUUUUCAACGUAUUCAAUCUCAUUUGAGAGAUAAUGUGGAAAUAUUUUCACGUGAAUCACGAUUAUUAAGAGAUUUUCGCAAGGAACUGGAUUUAUUAAUGCAAGAACGAAUGUCACACAUUGAAGAACUUCGACUUAUACAUGCUGAUAUCAAUAUUAUGGAAACAACAAUAAAACAAGCCGAAGAAGAAAAACUACGUGCUAUUCAAGAUACAAGACGUUUAGCUAAGGAUUAUCAUCCGAUACGUGAACAAAUUCAAAAAUUACGUGAAACGUUAAGUUUAGAACGUUUACCUGAUAAUGAAGAUGAAGAAGCAACAAUAUUGACAAUGCAAUUAAUGCAGCAACAAGUUGAAGAACGUUCUGAUUUAACUGGAGAUUAUCAUGAACCGAUUGCUUCGGUGCCAUUCGUUAAUACAAAUAAUAAUCAUUCACAACAACAAUCACAACAAGCUGCAACAGUUGUAAAUCAAGGGGGAUCGUUGAAUGGUCAAAUAACUUUACAUCAGACUCAAACGAAAUUGACAACUGAUCGCACAUUUCGGCAGCAACCGCCACCAAUGAAGACAUGUACAACAUGUCAACAACAAAUCCAUCGUAAUGCACCUAUUUGUCCAAUAUGCAAGGCAAAAAGUCGUUCACGUAAUCCUAAAAAGCCAAAACGUAAACGUGAAGGUGAUGUUCCACAAUAA